Molecule: messenger RNA, 935 nt
Organism: Dictyostelium purpureum
Lineage: Eukaryota; Evosea; Eumycetozoa; Dictyosteliales; Dictyosteliaceae
Exons: 3
Coding region: 1-894 (297 amino acids)
Biological process (GO): succinate transport; fumarate transport
Source: RefSeq, a predicted model, not a curated record
AUGACCCAACAAAAAGAUAAUAAACAAGUUAAUUUUCCAUGGCAAAGAUUAGUAGCAGGUGCAAUUGCAGGUACAGCAGAUGUUUGGGCAUGUCAUCCACUCGAUAGAAUUAAAACACAACUUCAAAAUAAUCCAGGUAAAACUAUUCCAGCUACAUUUAAAGAUAUUGUUAGUAAAGGUAAAGGUUUCACUGGUGGUGUUUAUUCUCUUUAUGAAGGUAUUUUACCAAUGACAGCCGAAGCUGUCUUUAAAGUUGGUAUUCGUUAUUUUGCAUUCAGCUGGUUCACAGAACAAUAUAAAAAUACCGUUUACAAUGGUCGUACAUUAACUAAAGGUGAAGGUUUUGUUUCAAAUCUUGUUGGUGGUGCUUUUGCUGGUACCAUUGAAUCAUUUGUUGUUGUUAUUCCAUGUGAACUCUUAAAAGUACGUCAUAUGACUCAAGAACAUAAUAAAUCUUUUGGAACCGUUUUCAAAGAUGUUUUACGUGAAGAAGGUUUCCGUGGUCUCUAUAAAGGUGGUUCUGCUACUCUUUUACGUCAAAUUACCAAUCACAUGAUUCGUUUCCCAACUUUUUAUGCAAUUACAGAUUAUCUUAAAAAGGGUGAUCACAGUGUUCAUUUACCAGUUUGGCAAAAUCUUACUGCUGGUGGUCUUGCCGGUACAGCUUCAACUCUUUUCAAUAAUCCAUUAGAUACAAUUAAAACACGUAUGCAAAAACAAGGUCAAAAUCAAACUUCAAUGCAAGUUGUAAGAGAAAUUUAUAAAGAAAAUGGUCUUAAAGGUUUCUGGGCUGGUUGUGUACCACGUAUUCUUCGUGUUGCUCCAGGUCAAGCUAUUACUUGGGCUGUUGUUGAAUUAGUUAUGGGUUUUUUACAACCAAAUAAAUCUCAUUAAAAUAUUUAAAACUUUUUAAAUAAAUAUAAAUAAUACAAAAU